AUGAGGCAGCCAAUUUCUGCUUGGCUCUGCAAUGAUCUUCUGCCUGGGGAUCAAGUCGCCGAACUUGCCCUCGACCCAACAGACUGGGAUUUGUCGGGCAUUGAGGACAGUGGCAUCUUAGAGGAGCUGCAUGAAGUGAUUCUUUGCGUGUCUGCCUCUAAUCUUCAGGACAAAACGAAAGAGUUGCAGAAUAAGAGGAAAGAGCCAAUGCCCGCCUUGGAAAUGUUCCUGGAGCCCGCCAUCGACAGGAUCGAAAAUGAGUACGCCCAAGCAGACAACGUGUACAGAGAAUGGAAACUGGUGGAAGACCAGAAUGUCAUGUCCACUUGCCUUGUGGUCGGAAUGACCACUUCGUGCGCUGCUUCGCGCCAGACAAUUUUGAAGAACCUCAAGCCCAGCGUUGUCAUUGUGGAGGAAGCAGCAGAAGUGCUAGAAGCACAUGUUGUCGUGUCGUUAACUGGUGAUGUAGAGCAUUUGAUUAUGAUUGGUGAGUAUCGCAAAAUAACCUCUAAACCCUAAACUAGGCAAUCCUUCCGUGGGGGAUAGUCAGAUGCCGAUGCCCUAUCUUCGGACUAGUGCUCUUAUUUCUGGCAAUUUGCAGAGAAAUGCUAAAAUUGUCGUUUGUAGUGAGAUUUUGGAUUCGAUAUUGUGAGAACGUUCAGAACCAACAGUUCCCAAGUCACUCCAACUCGAUGGCCGGAUCGGGUCGGAUACGCUGUCAAAGCGAGUCAGAUUUCUCGGAGAAAUGUAAGGGAAGUGCUGGACCAGCAAACGAGAACGACAUAUUGAAGGCUCGGCAAUGAUGGGCGGGUUGGUUGGGUCAGCG
Molecule: messenger RNA, 826 nt
Organism: Frankliniella occidentalis (western flower thrips)
Lineage: Eukaryota; Metazoa; Arthropoda; Insecta; Thysanoptera; Thripidae
Product: NFX1-type zinc finger-containing protein 1 homolog
Exons: 3
Coding region: 1-519 (172 amino acids)
Molecular function (GO): helicase activity
Source: RefSeq, a predicted model, not a curated record